AAAUAAAAUUCUUAAAAAGCUUUCAUCAUUCAUUUCAAUAAAAAGCCUCAAGGCACAAGCUGUAAUAAAAAGCAACAAACUCAAAAAGUAAUGGAAUAUUACGAAAUAUUUGGACAUGUCUGCACAUUAAAGGAUGAAGAAGAUCUCCUCCAAAAGCAUUUAAUCGGUAGAUCAAAAUUCAAAAAAUUCAUCAUCAAGUGGACAACGAUUGAUCCACAAUCAUUCGUAGCAACUGAAUUCUUCAACAGUCAUUCAUCUGUGGUCAAUGAAAUGAAAUCCCAUUUAGAAAAUCAUCCAAUGACUAUUCAUCCGUAUUCACGCUUCAAAUUUAUAUGGGAGUUCUUUAUGGCAACGAUAUUUCUUGUCGGAUUGAUUUAUGUUCCUUUACAAUACAUGGAUUAUGUUGAUGAUAAUCUCGAGAAUGAUUUUGGCAAUGUGAUGAUAAUGGAGGCUGUUAAAAUUUCUUGUAUGGUCGAUAUGGUGAUGCGGUUCUUUAUGGGAUUUGAAAAGAAUUAUGAGAUUAUCCUUGAUAAGAAACAAAUCGCUCGAGAAUAUCUCCGAGGCUUAUUCGUCUUCGACCUUUUAACAAACAUCCCAUUCUUUGUUGGUCUCGCAUUUCAGUUGGGUCCAAAUGAUAUGGAAUCACAUUUUAUCAAAAUUACUACACUUUUACGCAUUUGCCGAUUGUCAACCUUUAUAAAAUAUUGUCAACGAGGUCUUUCGAGAUUUCAGAUGAGCGAUGAAUUCUUAGAUAUCUUUCAAUUGCUAAUGUACUGGAUAAUUUGCAUUCAUUGGACGGCUUGUCUUCAUAUCCUACCAGGCAUCGUUGUUGGAAAGUUUCAAAAGAAUGUCAAGGUUAAUGCCUGGUUUGAGAAUGAAAUAUUUUACAAACAUGAUCCGCUCGGCAAAUAUGUGAUUUGUCUAUUCAAAAGUAUUAAGACUGUAAUGGGAACAGGAUAUGUAAAGGAAUUGCAACCAAAAAUGUAUUUUGAUAAAAUUUAUGCAUCUGUUCUCACAAUCGUUGGACGUGUUAGUCUAUAUAUAACAUUGGCUUCUAUCUAUCGACUUAUACAAGGCGUGCGAAGCUCUACACUACGAUACGAUGAGAUGAUGGUGCAACUGAAUAAAUAUACAUCGUGUAAUCGCUUACCCAAAUCCACAAAAAUGAAACUGAAGAGCAACUAUGACUACAUGUUCUGCAAAAAUUACUUUAACGAGCAAGAAAUUCUCAAAACCAUUUCGGUAUCGUUGAGACAGGAGAUAAUGGUCCAUAAUACACGACAGCUAGUUGAAAAUUCGCCUUUCUUCGAAAAUUUACCAUCGUAUCUUGUAAUGAGAAUCAUCUCUGUCCUCAGUAUGGAAUUAUUUUUUGAAGGCGAUGUCAUUUAUGCAGUCGGUGAAAUGGGAACAUCGGUUUAUUUCAUAACAUCGGGAUCAGUGGCUUUAUACUCAUCGAGUGACAAAGAAGUUUGCCAUUUUACGGAUGGAGAUUAUUUUGGUGAAAUGUCAUUUAUAUCUGAUGAGUACAAAUACCGAUUUUGUAAGGCGGUUGCACUCGAAAUGACUGAAUGCUACAAACUUCGCAAAGAAGAUUUUCAAAACCUGCUCAUUUCAUAUCCUGAUCUUUUACAAAAAGUCGAGGCACUCGCGUUGGAACGAAUGGAAAAUGUUAUGAUGAUUGAGGAAUACGAAAAUAGUCCAAAAUAUACUGGUUAUGAGUCAAUCAAUCAAAAACGUUACUUUUCGAGUGACUGAGUUCACCUAAGAUUUAUAAAUAGUAUGUCAAGCAUGUAGAAGAAAAU
This is a messenger RNA of Chironomus riparius, 1802 nucleotides long. Lineage: Eukaryota; Metazoa; Arthropoda; Insecta; Diptera; Chironomidae. The record is from the annotation of a GenBank genome assembly.